GGACCGGAGAGGAGAUCUGCCGCGUCUGUGUGGGCUGCGCAUCCAUCUCGGUGGGAAAGCCAAACAGCCGCCAUAAAGAUCUCGACGCGCACUUUUUGUCAUGUAUGUUGGUUGCCUCCUCAGACUUGGGCCUGUUGAGCCUGCCUGUUCCCUUCUGCUCUGGGGGUCAUCGUUGACGGAUGCAGGCUGCCACCUGUCGAUGAAGUGACAGCUCGUUCGAGGCGUCGAGAUCAUCGCCUCGCCAGCGCGCAUGGUCAACUGCUCCUCUCGCCGCCAUCAUGAUGUAUCAAUCUCCAUCGGCCGUGCUCGAGCGGCCGCGCCACGACCAGCACAAGAGGCAUGGCCGGCCCGGCCAAACCACGAUGCGGCCUCACUGGACCUGCACCCGAGCAGAGGCGGCCAUGGGUGGUGGUGCUAGGUACAUGGGUCACGACUCGCAGCAUGUUGAGCCGACGAGGGCGAGGACAAUGCAGCAAGUGGUACCCCCCUCCGCCGGCGCCACCGGCCCAUCGCAGCAGCAGGUCAUGUACCCCUCCUUUUUGCCCUCUUCCACCCCUCCCCUGCCCCCCGUCCUGUCCAACCCGCCGCCACAGCCCAUCCACGCGUUGAUGCGGCGGCCCGACGACCACCUGCUGGCCACCUGUCCGUCGACUGGGCUGCUGCCCAUGCCCAAGGGGUGUCCGAGCGCUUCCAACAGCGGCAUGGCUGCCGGGGUGCGCGAAAGCAGCACCGAUGGCGACUAUGGGUCGAUGAUGAACACCGUCAGCCUUGACAAGCCGACCAGAUGGGAGCUCUGUCGGCACUGCCUGCCCCCUGACUGGAUACCCGUGGUCACUCUGGGUAGCCCAGUGGUGCUCUUCGGAUCGCCGGCCUAUCACCACAGCUGCGGGGACGGUGACGGUGGCGGUGGGUCGGCGCGACUGGGAGUGUGCCGGUCGACUGGCGAGGCCGUGAGGCUCGUCUCGAGCAACGGCUGCACCAUGUGCAAGGCGGCCCUGAGGAGCGACGCAAGCAAGAAUGGAUAUGUCGUCGGGUCUGUGGCGUACUCCACCCCGCCCCCGCCCCCCCUUCGGGAGUACACCAACACUUCAUCCACCAGCUCGCCGUCAGGCGCCGGGGGCCCCCUCUCCCAGGCCCUCACGGAUCUGCCAAUGUCGUCGGGCAGCGGGAGCGAUGUCAUGACAGGUUCGUCGCGGGAGAGUCUGCUGCCGACACAGUACCACCCGGUGUGUACGGUGUAUGGGGAGCCGGAGAGCCAUGACGGCAGUGGUGAGGCGACUGGGCGGCGGAGGGACCAGGCUGAUGGGCGGAGGGGGUAUCUGCUGGAACUGCUCAACUGGAGGGGAUCCGAGCAAGGUGAGCGAAGCGAGUGGCUUGCAUUGCUUGCAAGGCAGCCAAAUUGGGAGGGAUACACACACAUGAUCGACGGAUGCGGCUGGCUGUUGGUAUUUAAAUAUUGGUGUGUUUGUCUUCUUAGACUUGUUGGCUGCGCAGCCUGACUAUUACUCGGAGUGAAACGACGGGACGCCAGGCUUGUGGUGUGGUGGCUGGGACAUUUUGAGCGACCGCGGGAGCGCAUCGCAUCGCAUCCAUUCGACACACGUCGAGUCGUUGCGCGACACGUGUUGUGUGUGUGUGUGUUUGUGUGUGUGUCUGACCUGUGCCUGCGAAUGAAUCUGUGAGUAUGCGAGUGUGCGUGCGCUGUUUUGCAUACCUCCCUCCAUGGCAUGGGGGGUGGGUCGAUGCGAUCGAUGUACAAGUACACGUCUGUCUGCCUACACGUCUGCAUCUACUCUACAACGAACAGGGCAGAUUGAUUGAUUGAUUGAUAAAUGGGUACAUACGAGGGCGGGGCGGGUCGUUUUACAACGGGUCGGGCUUGGCUUGGUCGGGUCGGGUCGGGGUGGUUUGGGGGUCGGAGGGUCGGGAGUGGACAGUUCGUUGAACAGUAGGUGCUUUCCAUGCGGAGGGAGCGAGCUCUCCGUGUGUCUGUGUCUGCGUUGAUCUCGCUAACAUCGUUCGAUAGGUCAUAUGUAUGCAUCGAUGGCCUACCUGCCUCACAGUGGGCAGUGUGCGUACGUUUCGACACUAACUGACAUGAAUGUCAUGGCUGCCCUGCCCUGCGCCUCCCACUCUCUGUGUAGGCAGGCCUGUUUCUCUCUGGUUGGUUGGCUGGCUGACAAGACAGACAAGAGGCCGGGCGCUAACAAGGAAGGAAGCAUGGCGGCGCUUUGCUCGACUUGUACGUGUGUAUGUGUAUGGCAGGCGGGAGUGUGCUGCCUACCGUCGAUUGAGCUUGAUUCGCAGGCCUUGGGAGAGAGGGAGGGAGGGAGGGAGGGAGGUGGGGAGAGCCUGGUCUCGUUUUGUACGGAUGGGAUGCCGAUGGGUGCGUCUCGUGCCUGUCUGUCUGCUGGCAUUCAUGUGAGAACCGAUGGAUGAUGGGUGGAUGCUGACUGGUUUUGCUCUCUCUCUCUCUCUCUGUCUCUCUCUCUCUCCGUCUGUCUCUGUUGCUACGCACCUUUGUCUUUGCGUUGUUUGUGCCUUCCUUAUAUAUAUUCGUUUAUAGCGUGCCUGCCUGCCUGCCUUGGCUGCCGGGCGGUGCGGUGCGCGCGGCGCUUUUUUGCUGCCUGUUUAAACUUACAGACAAACGUACAAGCAACGAUCUCUCCUUCCUUGAUGCUUUCCUUCCCUCGGUCUGCCCGAUGCAUGGCAGACAGACAGACAGACAGACGUAUAUACGUGUUGGCUGGCGUUGGCAUGUUUAACAACAACAGUCCUGUCUGUCUUGGUUUGCCGUCUUGUCUUGCCGCUCGGCUGCCCUGCCUGGCGUCCACACACAGAGCAAAUGACGCCACGUCCCAUUUCCAUUCAAGUGCGCUGCAUUGGUUGCAUAGCUCUAUGCGUGAGAUGGAUGAGAUGAGCGAAAGGUGGCUAGCUGGGGCCGUCGGUCGCUGAAUGUAUUUGUGCCUGCCGGGGCUGUGUGUGGCCGUGUGCGGCUCGGUUUCCUUCCUUCUGUGGGCAGGGCAGGCAGAUACGUACGUGACAUGACAAGUACAAGUGCGUGGGAUGGGAUGCAUCCCACGAAGCGAAGCCACCGUCCUUCCCCUGUCUGUGGGUGCGCACCCCGUUUUUGCGUACUGACGUGCUGGACAGCACGGUCUGUACCAGGGGUGGUGACUGACGAUGUAUGUCGAUGUGCACACACACGUGCAGUGCAGUGCACGAUGGAUGGAUGGACGGAUGGAUGGACGGAUGGCAUGUGUCAGUCAAUGUUCUGAUCGUUCGCCGUCCGCACACACACAUACACAUGGACAGCCAGACAGAGCCCUCUUCUUCUCGCUUCAUGGACGGACGCCACAUUCGGGCUCACGAGCUGGGAUUGGGUUCCAUCUCUCUCUCUCUCUCUCUGUGUGUGUGUGCCGUGAACUCAACUCGUAUGUUUGUGAUGCAUGAGUUUUUGGCAGUGCAUGCAUACCAGUGGACAGACAGUGCUGUGACUUGACUUAAUAGUUGUCUGCCAAUGCUGUCA
Vitrella brassicaformis is the source of this 3529-nucleotide messenger RNA. NCBI's taxonomy places the organism in Eukaryota, Vitrellaceae. The record is from the annotation of a GenBank genome assembly.